Molecule: messenger RNA, 1744 nt
Organism: Danaus plexippus (monarch butterfly)
Lineage: Eukaryota; Metazoa; Arthropoda; Insecta; Lepidoptera; Nymphalidae
Product: PR domain zinc finger protein 5-like
Exons: 5
Coding region: 66-1709 (547 amino acids)
Biological process (GO): regulation of transcription by RNA polymerase II
Cellular component (GO): nucleus
Molecular function (GO): DNA-binding transcription activator activity, RNA polymerase II-specific; RNA polymerase II cis-regulatory region sequence-specific DNA binding; zinc ion binding
Source: RefSeq, a predicted model, not a curated record
AUUAUUUCAAUUAGAAUUUAGAUACUUCGAUUAAGUCUUGUUUUUUAUAAUAAAUAUCUAAUAUUAUGGAAUUUGCUGGUCUCUGUCGCUGUUGCCUUUCAGAAGGUGCUAAUAAAGAUGUAAUUACUCCGUACACUUGGUUAGAUAAACAAGAAAUUUACAGAAAUAUGCUACAGGAAUGUUUUAAUAUCACACUAAGCACAAACACGAUAUGUACUCUAAUUUGUGAUAUAUGUGUAAAGAGUCUUCGGGAUGCUCACCAUUUCAGACAAAAGGUUUUAUGUUCAGAGGAACAGUUAUUGAAAAGGAUAACUGAAAUUGAAACAGAUAAAAAACUGCCGUUGGUCAAAUCUGAGCCGGGAGACACUGAUGACAAUGACUCCGACAACUACUUCCUCGCCAGCACCAUUAAAAAUGAAUCGCCAGCACCCAUCCAGAAGAUUGUGAGAAAAGUUAACAUAAAGAGUAAGAAGAAGGAGCGUAUAGAGAAGAAGUUUAAGAAUCUGGUCAACAAAUUGGCUAUAAAUAGCUGUGAGAAAAAAAAAAUGAAAAAAGACAUUAAAGUUAUGAAGGGCAGGAAGUUGACCAUCAAGAAGGAUAUAGAGAUUAACGUGACAUUUACCAAUACGAGACUGACACAGGAUAAGCAGAAACACAGAGAGAACUUGCUCACAAUAUUGAAAUAUUCAAACGCAACACCCUUCAAGGACAAGUCUCUGCUCGGCUUCAUCUGUGGAUACUGUAACGCAUCAUACCCCGAUCCAACGGACUUGAAGAAUCACACGGAUUUGGAUCAUAUCAAGGAGCGUCUGGACUUCAAGUCCUCGUUCGACAUGACAGAGUACAACGUGAAGCUGGACGUGGUCAAUUUGAUGUGCACGUUGUGCGGCGAGAGAAUGGAGAAUCUGUACAAGCUAAGAGAUCAUUUGAUCAAGACCCACAACAAAGUCUUCCACAGAGACAUAAAAGACCACCUGCUGCAGUUCAAGCUAAAGAAGGGCGAUGUUUUCGACUGUGCGCUGUGCCCCUCGACGUACGAGACUUUCAAGAUGUUGAAGCAGCACAUGAACAAGCAUUACUGCAACUACAGCUGCAGCAAAUGCGAGAACUCGUUCGCAACCAAACGCUCGUUGAACACCCACCAGACUACACACGAGGAGGGUAGUUUCAAAUGCGACCAUUGUGACAAAAUAUUCUCGACUAAAACAAAGAAGCAGUAUCACGAGAAGACCAAGCAUUUGGGUGCUAGGAAUAUAAGUAACUGUCCCUACUGUGAUGUGCCGUUCAGGAGUUACUAUCAGAGAAACCAACACCUGGUGAAAGUUCACAACUCUGAGGCCCAAUACAAAUGCAACGUGUGCAGCAAGGGUUACAUACUGAAAUCACUCCUGAUGUGUCACAUAAAGAAGAAUCACUUGAUGGAGAGGAACUGCCAAUGCACGGAGUGCGGCUACAAGUUCUUCAGCAAGAAAGCCCUCAAGGCGCACAUGAUAAAACACAGCGGUGAGAGGAAAUUUAUAUGCGAGGUGUGCCACAAGUCGUAUGCAAGGAAGUACACGCUGAGAGAGCAUAUGCGGAUCCACAAUGAUGAUAGGCGGUUCAAAUGUGAUAUUUGUGGUACGGCCUUCAUACAGAAAUGCAGUCUGAAGUCACACCUACUGUCCCAUCACGGCAUUAGUUUAGCUGCUAGCGAUAUACCUAUAUCAUGAGCCUUAUACGUCCAAAUAAAACUAUUUUAUUGACA